AUGACUGUCCGCACGACUCGUACUGCUCCUGCGCCUCGUCCUCCAGCGCCCGCUUCACCCGUGACGCUCCUUAUCCUCGGCGCAGGCUGGACGUACCAAUUCCUCGAGCCCGUUCUGGGGCGCGAGAAAAUCAGCCACGCCGCAACCACCACCACGGGCCGCGGCAGCACCAUACCCUUCCGCUUCGACAGUGACUCGGACGACUUGACGCCAUUCCAAGCCCUUCCGGACGCAGAUUACGUGCUGGUCACGUUCCCGCUGAAAGGGCGCGGGCCGUCGACCAAGUUGGUGCGGCUGUACAAUGAGACACGCCACGGGCAGCUGCGGGACUCGAGAGCGCCAGCGGAAUGGGGAUCGGGACACGAACACGAGCACGGCGACGACCAUAGCCAUUUCAGCGAGGAUACUAACGUUGGGGUAGCAGGAUCUGCGAAAUGGAUCCAGCUCGGCUCCACCGGCAUCUGGACCACGGCGGCGUGGAACGAUGAGUCGUCGGCGGUCAACGGCACCAACGCACGCGCCGUGGCCGAGGACGAACUGAUCGCGCUGGGCGGCUGUGUGUUGAACCUCGCCGGGCUGUAUGGCGGCGGCAGAAAUCCCCGGAACUGGAUUGCCCGAGUGGCUGGGUCGAAGAAGCAGCUGGGGGAGAAGGGCGCGUUGCAUCUGAUUCACGGGCAUGAUGUGGCUAGGGCGGUCGUCGGUGUGGUUAGGACGGAUCGAGACAGACUAGACCCUAAGUCGGGCCCUGACGAGCUCAUAGACCAUGUCCAGAACAGUGACAAAAACUACAACAACUACAAAAACAACGACGACGACGACAACAACAACAACAGUGGCAAUGCGAAGCUGCGGAACCAUCUCGACAGCGACAUUACAGGCAAAGACGCAGGGCUGGAGCCGGUGUUCGGCCGACGCUGGAUCGUGGCUGACUGCGUCUCCUACGACUGGUGGAGCCUGGUAUGGGACUGGAUGGGGGAGAGCGCAGAAAAGCGUGAGAGUGAAAGGGAGAGUGAGCCAGCGUCAGACCAUAAGACAGACCAGUAUGACGACAGGAGCACAAAGACACAGUACAGACGCUGGGUUGCCGAGUUGAUGGACGAGAACAACGUGCGCGGCUUGCCGCGGUCAACGGAGCUGUUGGGCCGCAAGUUGGAUGCUAGGCGUUUCUGGAAAACCAUCGGCAUUCUGCCUGACAGGAGCCUGGCGAGGUGA
Molecule: messenger RNA, 1212 nt
Organism: Capronia epimyces CBS 606.96
Lineage: Eukaryota; Fungi; Ascomycota; Eurotiomycetes; Chaetothyriales; Herpotrichiellaceae
Exons: 1
Coding region: 1-1212 (403 amino acids)
Source: RefSeq, a predicted model, not a curated record